Molecule: messenger RNA, 579 nt
Organism: Arachis ipaensis
Lineage: Eukaryota; Viridiplantae; Streptophyta; Magnoliopsida; Fabales; Fabaceae
Source: RefSeq, a predicted model, not a curated record
AUGACAUUCACACAAGCAGAUUUCAAGUCCAAUAUUCAAAAUUUAGACGACCCCGUAGUCAUCACAAUUCAAUUGGGAGAUCUACUAGUAAAAAAGGUACUCUUAGAUCCAGGGAGCAGCGCUGACGUUCUGUUUUAUUCUACAUUCCAGAAAAUAAAGCUAAGCGACAACAACCUGCAACCAACAGGAGGAGACCUUGUCGGUUUCUCAGGUGAACGAGUCCCAAUACUGGGAUCAGUGUGGUUGAGAACCACAUUGGGUGAGUACCCCCUAUCUAAAACACAUGAUGUUCAAUACUUAGUAGUAGAUUGCUUCAGCCCAUACAACCUUAUACUUGGCCGACCAUUCUUAAACAAGUUCGGCGCAAUAUUGUCCACUCUUCACCUUUGUGUCAAGUUUUCCAUGCAGGACGAACAUAUCGUAACCAUUCAUGGAGACCACAAAGAAUCACGGCAUUGCUAUAACAUCGGCAUGAAGUUUCAAAACGGUCCAAAACAACCUCAAAUCAACAACGUCCUCAGCACAACCAGCAGCUCGGAACUCACCGAUCUAGACCCUAGAGCGGACUUCCUUGAAUGA